Molecule: messenger RNA, 1299 nt
Organism: Capronia coronata CBS 617.96
Lineage: Eukaryota; Fungi; Ascomycota; Eurotiomycetes; Chaetothyriales; Herpotrichiellaceae
Exons: 3
Coding region: 1-1299 (432 amino acids)
Biological process (GO): protein targeting to membrane; peptidyl-L-cysteine S-palmitoylation
Cellular component (GO): endoplasmic reticulum; Golgi apparatus; endoplasmic reticulum membrane
Molecular function (GO): protein-cysteine S-palmitoyltransferase activity
Source: RefSeq, a predicted model, not a curated record
AUGGAUCCAAGUACGGUGUCGAAGUUUGCUUUGCCAGCCGUUGUCUCUCUGAUCGCCUUUCUCUCAUAUUCAUCCCAGUACCUUUUCAAGAAGAUUGAGCCGGGCCCACUCAGUCAACGGGAGUUCCUCCAAUUCAAUGCACUGGUUGCUGGAAUAUGGGUCAGCUACUUCCGUGCCUGUACUACGGAUCCUGGACAUGUGCCUGCGAACUGGAACCCCGAACAUGUUGGAGUUGCGGACACAGCAUUGCCUGUAGUGAAGACGCUUGCCAGACAAAGGUAUUGUCGCAAGUGCAGCGCUUUCAAACCUCCAAGGGCACAUCAUUGCAAAGUUUGCAAGAGAUGUAUACCGAAAAUGGACCACCAUUGUCCAUGGACGGUCAAUUGCGUGUCUCAUUUCACAUUUCCGCAUUUCAUACGCUUUCUGUUCUACGCUGUGUCGGCAAUGACCUAUCUCGAGUACUUCUUGUACCUCCGAGCGGAAGUCAUUUGGCAAAAUCGGAAUCUACCUAGUUAUCUAGGACCGUCUCUGUCGCAACUGGUGCACCUCUUCAUUCUCAUCAUUGUCAAUUCUCUCACGUUGUUUCUGGUGUCAAUCACGUUCGUUCGCACGGUCUGGGGCUUGGGAGGCAACGUCACAACAAUUGAGAGCUGGGAGAUUGAACGCCAUGAACAGCUCCUUCGUCGAGCCCGUGUGCUUGGAGGGUACUUGGAUGGCCCGGACGGUAUUAGAAUCAAGUUGACGAGGCAAGAAUUCCCGUACGACAUUGGAAUCUGGAACAAUAUUGUUCAAGGCAUGGGUACCGCCAAUAUUCUUGCCUGGUUUUGGCCAUUUGCUGCAACUCCACGAACCAAUGGCUUGGUGUUUGAGACGAAUGGAUUCGAAGAUCCCGGUACCAGUUGGCCUCCGCCGGAUCCUGACCGGAUGCCACGACUCAACCGUGCUGCAGAGCUUCAAGAUGCUUUUGUCCACGAUCGGACCAAGCUCUCUGCAGAGCAGGAAAUUGCAGCUUUCAAAGAGCGGCAACAGGCAGACUUUCAACGACGUCCCGACCACUAUGGAGUGCAGCGCCGAAAGCCAUUCCACGAGCGCUUUCAAGAGGAUAAUUUCGUGCCUGUCAUGGAUGACUACAUGCCACAAGAUGACAGUAGCGGCGAGGAAGGCUGGCAAGAUUCAGGGGGCAACCGAUUGAAAGACUAUGGCGUGGACGAGGAUGUCGAGUUCUAUGAUGAAGACAACCUCCCUAUAGCUGAAUUGCUGCGACGUAAGGAAGGACGUGCAGUUACGACCGAGGCUUAA